AAGAAGAAAAAGCUCCGGCGACUAGGAACCAAAACAUCAAGUUGAAAAUUGAAACCUCUAAAUAGUGAAAAGCGUCCGUGUGAAUCUUCUCCGUUAGAUUCGUUUGAGGUAAAUACCGUAUGAAUAACCGGCAAACCGGAAACCGACUCUGAGAGCAGCUGAAGCGUUAUCUCGUCCGUUCGCCGCCGGUGAGGAGCCGCAGCAUGUCGGUACACUUCGAGGAGAAGAGCGGGGUCGUCCCCUGCAAGACCCCCUGGGGGUCCUGGUCCCAGACCAUGGAGGAGGUCUUCGUCGAAGUCAACGUGCCUCACGGGACCUCCGCCAAAGAGGUCAAGUGCCGUCUGGGGAGCAGAGACAUCGAGCUGCACGUCAAAGGGAAAGAAAUAAUCAAGGGAAAGUUAUUCGAUACGACUGUGUCAGACGAAGCCACCUGGACACUCGAAGAUAAAUGUCUGAUCCGGAUCAUUCUGAUGAAAACAAACCGAGAGGCAGGGAACUGCUGGUCCUCGCUGCUGGAGGGGGAGUACUGCGCCAACGCCUGGGUCCAGGACCAGAUGCAGAGAAAGCUCACUUUGGAGAGGUUUCAGCGAGAGAAUCCUGGAUUUGACUUCAGUGGCGCCGAGAUCUCUGGGAAUUUUGCUGGUGGUGGUCCGGACUUUUCCAAUUUACAAAAGUGACUUUUGCCCAAGAUGCAAACCUUGGAGAUGUCCGUCUGCUCAUCAUCCACCAAGUGCAAAGCUCCAGGACUGAAAAGCUUGUCUGUGAUGAAAAAUUAAGAGUUGUCUGAUCUGUAAGACUUAAAAUAGACACAUCAGCACUGUGCUGUGGAUCAUCUGGACUGCCAAGGACUGAGUGUUUUUUUUUUUUUUGUUUUUGUUUUUUUUAAGCUUCAGGUCAUAGGAUGAUGGAAACUAUCUGGUUGCUCCCUGAAAUCCUCACAUAGCUUGAACUUUUCCACAUUUUGUCACGUUACAACCACAAAUGUAAAUAGAUUUUAUGUGACAGACCAACAUGUGCUGCAGAAGUGUGAAGUGAAAGGAAAAUCAUGCAUGAUUUUCAUAUUUUUUUCACAAAUAUUGUGAAGUGUGGCUCUGAUAGCCUGGAAGAAAAAAAAUCCAGCAUCCAAGUGCCUUUAGAAGUCCACCUGUGUGCAAAUCUAAUCUCAGUAUAAGUAUAGCUGUUCCGUGAAGGCCUCAGAUAUUCAACCUGUUUGGUUAUUUUUUAAUACUUUUGCAUCCCACACUUAUUAAAUUGGGGGGAAAAGAUUAAAACUAUCAUUUUCAAUACAUCCCAAAAAAAUCUCAACGAUUUAACAGUUGUAAUGUGGAAAAGUUCAAGGGUUAUGGAUACUUAAAUGUGGAAUAAUGAGGAGAAAACUGCACAGCAAUAGCUUUUCAAUAAAGUUUUAUUGAAAGGUACAAGCACAUGAGUUAAUCAGAUGGUGUGUUCGAUUAUCCAUUUGCAAUCCGAGAACACGUUUUCAUCACUAAAGAGACACAACCAGGGAAAUCCCAACCCACAUUUCCACUGCAAUGACAAACUUCUUUAGUGUUCUCAGCACAAAUGAAAUCGGCACUUGUGCUUCACUCUGUGUCCACAAAU
Messenger RNA from Salarias fasciatus (jewelled blenny), 1602 nucleotides. RefSeq names its product NudC domain containing 2 (gene nudcd2). Lineage: Eukaryota; Metazoa; Chordata; Actinopteri; Blenniiformes; Blenniidae. Gene Ontology annotation, biological process: protein folding. The transcript is spliced from 4 exons. Bases 204 to 677 code for a protein of 157 amino acids. The record is from RefSeq and is a predicted model, not a curated record. Gene Ontology annotation, cellular component: cytoplasm.